Knipowitschia caucasica is the source of this 1215-nucleotide messenger RNA. The record is from the annotation of a GenBank genome assembly. Lineage: Eukaryota; Metazoa; Chordata; Actinopteri; Gobiiformes; Gobiidae.
AUGGUGACGUUGGAGACGCACCAGAGCCAGGAGCUACAGGUCCCCGCUCUGGACCAGGUCUCGGGUCUGGACCAGGUCUUGAACUCGGGGCUGGGUCUGGUCUCGGGUUUUGACGCAGGUCUGGACUCGGAGCAGAACCAGGACUCGGGACCCAACGCCAUCACGGUCCUGACGCUGUUGGACAAACUGGUGCUAAUGUUGGAUUCUGUGCAGAAAGACCAGCACAACAUGGAGGUGCACCAGGUGCAGAUGGAGGCGGUGGUCAGGGGGAUCCAGGCUGAUAUGACCAAACUGUCCAAGAGCCACAGUCACACUGCAAACACUGUGAGCAAACUGCUGGACAAGAGCAGGAAGCUGAGUGUGACCAUGAAGGAGGUUCGCUCUCAGAUGGACAAACAGAAUGUUCAGGUGAAAAAGCUGGAGAUGAACCACAACCACCUGAUUGACCGCAACCAGUUUAGAGUACUCAUCUUCCAGGACCAGACAGAGAUCCCGGCCUCGGUCUUUGUCAAAGACUCACCGCCGUUUCCUCGUGAUGACAUCACGGAGGAAGGGGAGGGGCUUGAGACAGGGGGGGCGGGACUUCAUACCAUCGACCUAUCGUCUGAUGAGGAGGUGGGAUUGGAGGCGGAGCCAGAGGAGGACUGGAGUCAGGACCUGGACCUGGAGCUGGAGCUGGGACCGACCAGAGCCGAGAAACUGAAGAGGAGCAGUCUGAAGAAGGUGGACUCUCUGAGAAAGGCCUUUUCGAAGCAGAACUUUGAGAAGAAAAUGACAAAAAUUGGGACCAAACUGGUUUCAGCUGAACAGAAGCUGAAGAUCAAGUCUCCGGUGUUUGGACUCAAGAAGUCUCAAGCUUCUGCUGAGGUGUCUGAGAUGUUUGAUGUCCCAGAGGAGAUCCAGGAGGAGGUCCAUCAGGUCCAAGAGGAGGUCCCUCAGGUCCAAGAGGAGGUCCCUCAGGUGCAUGAGGAGGUCCCUCAGGUCUCUGCUGAAGCUCUACCCCAGACUGAAGCUGUAUCUGUGGGAUAUCAGGACCAGGACCAGCUGAACCCUGAGGGAGUGAGUCCAGACUACGCCCUGUCCUCCACACUGCCCCAGGACCAAGACCAGGACCAGGACCAAGACCCGGAGCAGGACAAGGAGAAAGACCAGGAGCAGGACCAGGAACAGAAUGUCAAUCUGCAGCAGAAAGACCAGGACCAGGACCUGGUCUGA